Messenger RNA from Anopheles coluzzii, 6221 nucleotides. It is a transcript of the gene Hip1, whose product is annotated as huntingtin-interacting protein 1. The record is from RefSeq and is a predicted model, not a curated record. The transcript has 13 exons. Gene Ontology annotation, biological process: endocytosis; actin filament organization; clathrin coat assembly. The coding region runs from base 2000 to 5614 and encodes 1204 amino acids. Gene Ontology annotation, cellular component: actin cortical patch; clathrin-coated vesicle. Gene Ontology annotation, molecular function: actin filament binding; phosphatidylinositol-3,5-bisphosphate binding; phosphatidylinositol-3,4-bisphosphate binding. NCBI's taxonomy places the organism in Eukaryota, Metazoa, Arthropoda, Insecta, Diptera, Culicidae.
UGUAUGUAUAUAUGUAUGUAUGAAUGAAUCUGCGUGAUGUGAAAGAUCGUCGUUGGGAGUGAUAUCUUCAUAUAUAUUAUUACAAUUGCAAUUCCCCUGGAUUUAUGAUGCUUUCAUUUCUUCCUGCUCGCUGCAUCGCUUGCACAUCUUUACUGUAAAGCCAUAAAGCACCAACCACAACAAUAAUGAACCAUGUGGGUAACACCUGCCCCUUAUGAGUCACUCUCAUUCAUGGAUACAUGCAUUAUGUAAAAAUAAUAAUAAUAAUAGUUUGUCGCCUGCAGCAGAGUACACUAACACCACGCACCGACUCCUACCACACAAUUCAGUGUCAGCGGGGAUAUGGUUCUUAUUGUUGAUAUCAUUUGAACCAAAACAAAAUUAACAUCUACACACACGCAUACAAAUAGGCCCAGUAGAGAAAGAGAGGGGCACUUCCGUCCGGCUGCGGAACGUCGCCACCGCCGUUUAGUCAUCAUCAUCAUCGCCAUCAUCGCCAUCAUCAUAGGAGUGGCAUCAUCGUCACUACCGGAAUGCUUGCUAUUUCAGGUUUGCGGUGAUCGCCAGCUAGAAAAGGCUUACCGGAAGCUGUUCUGCCGCUUCACGAGACUGGUUAGCGUCGUCCGGUCCGGUAUUAAUUGGUGGAAUUUAAUGAAAUUCAAAAAGGUGUAAUAGGAUGUUCCGUUACAGUAGAAAUUCAAUGCCACAAGUAAAUGAAGUCGUUCAAUGAAAUUCAAUGAAACAGGCACCGUUCUGAUGGAGGGCCUCACAGUGCAUAACGUAUGUUCUUCGUUACUGUACACGUUAAUAAUAUACAAACGUUUGCUCUUUUCGGUCGUGGCAGGCCAGAUUUGCAGCCCUGAACUAAACGAUGGGAAAGAAUGGGAACAUUGAAAUAUCCAUCGAUCAAAGUGUGCGCGGUGGUUGUAAAUAUCGCUUCAUUUAUUCGAAACGCCAGCUAGAUAGCGGUAAAGAUCGUAAAGAAAGUGAAUCGGAUCGAAUCUCUCCUGCUUUGGUUUCAUUCACUGCACGCUCCAGUGAGUGCGAGUGUAACUGCCGUGUAGAGGAAACCCACCGCGCCUUCCACGAAGGUUUCUUCCACAACACCGAAGAUUGGCGGUGCCGGGAAAAGUGGAUCCCAUUUCCUACGGCGUUUUCUUUUAAGGUUUUUCGGACGAAAAAUGCAUUCGUUAGAGAUGGUGUGGCUCGAAACAAUUCGAAAGUGCAUUGAGACACUAAUACUGCAUACCAUCAGUCGAAAGGGCAAACCUAACAUUUUUCUCAGCGAAUUCCCGACGACUUUUGAAGCGAUUUUGUUGAAUUUUCAAUAGCUGCCCGCGUUGCUGGUGGAGAUGUUGUCGAUAAAAGGCGUCCGAACGGCAUGGUUAUUUGAAGCAGCAGAGCAGAUAUCGAAACUCACCAACAAAUGGUUACACCUGUUAUGUCGAGGUGCCUAUGUGGGCAAGGUUUCGUGUGAGUAAUGAUGAAAAAAUAAAUAAAAAUAAACAGUUUAAAGCAUGACGCAUAGCUUUGUCUACUUCCGGUAUGGUUGUAAUCGGCCGGAUUAUUGGUAAGAGUGCUGUAUCGAACAAAAUAUUAAAAAAGGGCGUCUAAGAAAAACCACUACCACAUAGAACACCUGUACCUAAAACAGGCGCUUGUGCGUGAGUGUGCCGAGCAGAAUAUCUUUGUAAACACAGCAAAGUCCGGGCAAAAUGUUGUAUUCAUUUUUUGUCGCCCACCUACCUCUAUCUAUCGAAACUGCUGCUGAACUGAUUAGAUAUGCCAUUUAUCUCUGAACCUGGCAAGCGAUAGUACGAAAGGCCGUGCGUUACGGGCGUUCGGGCUUCAAUUGGCAGUACGCCCUGACCAAGCUCAGUAUUGAUUCUGUGAAAGUGAAACAGUGAGGAUCAUCGAAGGUGGGAUCCGAAAGUACCUACUAUAGUGAAUAUUACUGCACGGAACCAUUUGUAAAGCAAAGCAUUUUUGACUGUAAAACAUGUCGCUAACGGAUAAGGAAUACUAUAAUCUGACUAUCAGUAUUUCCAAAGCGCUCAGCAAUGUGGAAAUGCCCAUCAAGGUGAAGCACGUCCGUGCGGCUAUCAUUGGUACAUUCCACAGCAAUGGUGCGCAUGCAUUUUGGGCCAUUGCCAUCCGGCAACCGAUACAGGACAAUCGAAUAGUGGCGUGGAAGUUCUGCCAUCUGCUGCACAAGAUACUGCGCGAGGGCCACCCGCUAUGCUGUCAGCAUUCCAUGCGGCACCGGGCCAUGCUGCUGGAGGCCGGAAAGCUGUGGGGCCAUCUGAACGAUGGGUAUGGUAUUUGCAUCAAGCACUACACCAAGCUGCUCGUGACGAAGCUCGAGUUUCACGAUCGCAACCCCCGCGUACCGGGCAGCUUAUCGUUGCGCCAGGGCGAUCUGGAAAAGAUUGGCGAGGGAGACAUUAACAUUUAUUUCCAGCUCGCAGUUGAGAUAUUCGACUAUCUGGAUGAUAUCAUUGCGCUGCAAGGCACAAUAUUCAAUUCCAUCACAACGUUCUGCGUCAGUUCGAUGACUUCGGCGGGACAGUGUCGUUUGGCACCGUUGAUUCCUUGCAUUCAAGACUCGAACCCACUGUACGAUAUGCUAGUGCGCGUGAUGUUUAAACUGCACGCCAACUUACCCUCAGAUCUGCUGACUGGGCAUCGCCAGCGCUUCAACACACUGUUCCAUCAGCUGAAAUCGUUCUACGGACAGUCGCGCAAUCUGCAGUAUUUUGUUAACCUGAUCACCGUACCGAAGCUCCCGGAGGCGCCGCCCAACUUCCAGCAGCAAAGCGAUCUGGGCAACUACCAAACACCGGUAGUGGUGAUGCCCGACAGUGAACCUCUGGACAAUGAGCCGGAACCGCCAGCGAUCGACAAUCUGAUCGAUACGGCCGAGGCGACCCCACCGAUACCGGAGCUUCCGCAUGCGAACAACCACCAUCAGGUGGCCGCUCCGGCGCCGGUCGUACCGGUGGCACAAGUAAUGGAACUGGAACGGCUGAUUCAGGAGCGGGACAAUAUCAUUCGCCACCUGCAGAUGGAAACGCAAGGAUUGUCCAACCAGCUGAAAGCGGCUACCAGCGAGCAGCGGGACGUGCAGCGUCGACUCGAGGACCAAAUAGCGACACUCAAUGCACAGCUUACGCAUAGCCAAGGCGAACUUACCAAUCUACGGUUUCAGAAGGAAGAGCUGGAACUGCGAGCCCAAACGGCACCAACGCUAGAGCAGCGAGCGCAAGCGGAAGAGGAACGUGCAAAAGCCAGUGAGGAAAAGUUCCAAAAACUAAAAACCAUGUACACGCAGAUACGCGAUGAGCACGUGAACCUACUGCGUCAGCAUGGCGAAAUUAGCAAGCAACUAGCCUCGUCCACGAAAAUUGCAGCGGAAGCGAGCAAAGCCAAGGAAGAACUCCAAUGCCAGCUGGAAGAGCUCGAGCAAAAGCAAGCCCUGGUACAGAAUGCACUGCAGCAAAGUUCGAACGACGCACGACAGGAGCAGGAAGCCAUUGGCGAACAGCUUCAAAUCAUGACGCAAAAGUGUGAAUCGCUGCAGAGCCGCUAUGAUGAGAUGGAAGCGUCGCGGCAGGCCGAAAUUGCCGAGCUUCGCAUCAACCUCGAGCGGCUAGAGGGCGAACUGCACACGUUCCAGCAAGAGCGCGAAGCUCUCUCGAACGAAAAGGGAACGCUAGAGGAACGGUUGGCCGAAAUACAGAGCGAAAAGCAGGAGCUUGAUUUGAAGUACCAGGAAUGCAUGGCAAAGAUGCACGAACUUGAGCUAAAGACUGAUCAUUACGCAAAGGAAGAAAUGUCUUUGCAGCAGAGCGUAAACGAAAAUUCACUUAAAGCGCAGGAACUAUCCGAUCAAAUUGAACAAUUGCGGACGGAAAAUGAUACACUCAAACAACAAUACAACGAACUGGAAGCAGCCAAAGCGUUGCAAGCGGAAGAGUUCCAGCGAACACACCAGGAGGAACUGCUUCGGUUCGAUUCACUGCAGACGGAAAUGAACGAUAAGCUGGCCACUAUCGCCUCGGAAAAGGAUACCAUAGCGGGCGAAAAGGAGCAAACCUGGGAGCAGCUGCUAAUGCUUCAAACGGAAUCCACCCAAAAGCAGGCUGAUUUUGAAUCGCUGGAAAAGGAUUUGAAAUCAGUUCUCGAGCAAAAGGAUCACGAAUUGGAAGAACUUAAUGCAAAGUAUCGGGAGCUGGAGGAAAAAUAUCAGAGUCUAGAUGCAAAUAUGGAACGGUUACUUUCCGAAAAGGAAACAAUUGAAUCUGAUCUGCAAGAUUUACUUCAUCAACAGGAGCAAACGGAACACAAACUGCAGGCUGCGCUGUUGAAGGUGGAAGCGCUAGAAACGGCGCUCAUUGACAGCAAAAUUAGUGGAGAGACGGCACUGCGCACCCUGCUGGAGGCGUGCAUUAAGUCGUCGGAAAAGCUGACACUGCGCGCCAUCGGUGAAAACGAAAUGCCCGGAGCUGGCGGAACACCCACCUACUUUUUGAUGAUAGCGGAAGAGCUGCAGGAAGUGCUGACCAAGCUGAAGAUGGUCCAUGAGAACUAUCUGAAGGACAAUUCGACGAACGUAGAAUCGCUGGCACGGAAAGUCAUUAUCGGGGCGCAUCUGCUCGCUUCUGCUCACGUGCAGGGCAUGACUGUAUGCAAUCGCUCGGCAAACAUUGAAAGCGGUGAACGUAUCGCAGAAGAGUUGAAGAAACUGGGUCAAUCGAUCACGACCCUUUUCCACUCACUGCAGAAAACAAGCGAAUCAGGUACGGUAAGUGAUCGUAUAACUGACCUGAAGACAAAACUGGAAGAGGUAACUACCAUGAUCGUCGACCUGGGCAAGCAAACCGAUGGUACCGAAAAUCUGGGCGACAUGGUGGAGUCCGAGCUGACCACCAUGGACAAAGCGAUCGAAGAAGCUGCAUCACGCAUACAGGAAAUGCUGUCAAAAUCCCGCGCUUCCGAUUCGGGCAUAAAGCUAGAGGUGAACGAGAAGAUUCUUGAUGCCUGCACGAGUCUCAUGCAAGCGAUCAGAGUGCUAGUGCAGAAAUCUCGUUUGCUGCAAUCGGAAAUUGUUGCCCUCGGCAAAGGAACCGCUUCGGCAAAGGAAUUCUACAAACGAAACCACCAAUGGACGGAGGGACUAAUUUCGGCAGCCAAGAGUGUAGCCCAAGGAGCCAACUUUCUGGUCACGGCGGCAAAUAAAACGGUGGUCGGUGGGGCAAAACAUCAGCUAGAUUUGGUGGUAGCCGCCCAGGAGAUUGCGGCCUGCACGGCACAGCUCGUAGUGGCCAGCCGCGUGAAAGCUCCACGAUCCAGCACCAACCUUACAGCGCUGGGCACCGCCUCCAAGAACGUCACGCAAGCGACCGGGAUUGUUGUUGCCACGGCGAAGGAUUGCAGCCAGCGGUUGGAAGAUUCCCAGGAUCUGGAUCUUGGCACGCUGACGGUACAUCAAGCCAAAACGAAAGAGAUGGAAAUUCAGGUAAAGGUGCUUGAGCUAGAGCAGGCACUGCAAAUGGAGCGAAUGCGCCUGGCCUCAUUCCGCAAGAAGAACUACCAACAACCCGUGGAAGAGUAGUAAACCUAGCACUUGGCGCCACUCCCAUGUUGGGUACGCUCCACGCUUUUUUUAAGAAGGUAGUACGGGUGUCAGCGAUCACUUUUUCGAAAUUCACCAAACACAUACACAGAGGUUUAAAAUGACCAAUCUGUAGACGACUGUAGCUAUGUUUCAAUCCAAUCCCAAAAAAUCAAACAAAAUGCUUGGAUUUAAUUUGCUCUCUAGAUGGAGAUGCAUUUCUACCGAUUGUGUCUUAUUUUGGCAAUCAUUUCAAAUCACUGCAGACUGUAAUAUGCAACAAAAUGGAGAUGAAAACUGUUUAUGUUGAACAAUGUUACACUUAUCAUCCCACGUUAUCAGCCACGCAUAUCACACGUUAGCCAAUGAGAGGGAGGCAUCAUCAUGCAACAUCGACAUUAUGUUAAGAGUGUUUCGUCGCUUCAUUAACCGUUAUUAAUAGGAUAGUGAAUAUAUUAGUAUAGCAUAUUUAACUUUGUUAGAUACCCCCAAAAGCGUAAGAUGCAUCCAGUAACGAAUGAUAAGAAGCUCUGUUAUACUGUAUCUUGUAUUUCUACUUACAACGAAAUUGAUGCAAACAAAUAAACAUGGAUCAAAUAAAAUCGUA